Myotis brandtii (Brandt's bat) is the source of this 1961-nucleotide messenger RNA. It is a transcript of the gene PYGO2, whose product is annotated as pygopus family PHD finger 2. Lineage: Eukaryota; Metazoa; Chordata; Mammalia; Chiroptera; Vespertilionidae. The transcript is spliced from 2 exons. The coding region runs from base 328 to 1434 and encodes 368 amino acids. The record is from RefSeq and is a predicted model, not a curated record. Gene Ontology annotation, biological process: kidney development; spermatid nucleus differentiation.
GGGGCCUGAGAAGAUGGGGGGUGAAGCCCUCCAGGGGUCGGGGCAGGUGUCAGAUCGAGGGCCCUAGGGUUUGGAAUGCAGGAGCCGCUUGGAAAUCGGAGGCUUUCGAGAGAUAGGACGUCUCAUGUAAAGGAAGAAGCAGCUGAGAGUGGGAACACGAGUUACUUUUCAUGUUACACCUUUGUUAGUGUUUGUUUACUUGUUGGGUAAUAAGCAAGCGCAUAUGAAGUUGGGGAGUUCCUCCGAGCAUGGCUGGGAGAAGGGAGGUCGGGGAGCCUCAGGGAAACCUGUUUGUGUUUGCCUUGUGCUGCUCGUCCAGGUUUGCAAAUGAAGAGCCCAGAAAAGAAGCGAAGGAAGUCAAAUACUCAGGGCCCUGCAUACUCACAUCUGACGGAGUUUGCGCCACCCCCGACUCCUAUGGUGGAUCACCUGGUUGCAUCCAACCCCUUUGAGGAUGACUUCGGAGCCCCUAAGGUGGGGGGCGCAGCCCCUCCAUUCCUUGGCAGUCCUGUCCCCUUUGGAGGCUUCCGUGUGCAAGGGGGCAUGGCAGGCCAAGUACCCCCAGGCUAUGGCGCCGGAGGUGGAGGGGGUCCCCAGCCUCUUCGUCGACAGCACCCCCCUUUCCCUCCCAACCCUAUGGGCCCUGCUUUCAACAUGCCCCCCCAGGGCCCUGGCUACCCACCCCCAGGCAACAUGAACUUUUCCAGCCAACCCUUCAACCAGCCUCUGGGUCAAAACUUUAGCCCUCCUGGUGGGCAGAUGAUGCCAGGCCCAGUGGGGGGGUUUGGCCCCAUGAUCUCGCCCACCAUGGGACAGCCUUCCCGAGGGGAGCUGGGCCCUCCUCUCCCCCAGCGCUUUGCCCAGCCAGGGGCGCCGUUCGGCCCCUCUCCUCUUCAGAGACCUGGUCAGGGGCUCCCCAGCCUGCCCCCCAACACAAGUCCCUUCCCUGGUCCGGACCCUGGCUUUCCUGGCCCUGGUGUGGAGGAUGGGGGGAAGCCCCUGAAUCCACCUGCGCCCACUGCUUUUCCCCAGGAGCCCCACACGGGCUCCCCAGCUGCUGCCGUUAAUGGGAGUCAGCCCAGCUUCCCCCCGAACAGCAGUGGGCGGGGUGGGGGCACUCCAGAUGCCAACAGCCUGGCACCCCCUGGCAAGGCAGGUGGGGGCUCAGGGCCCCAGCCUCCUCCGGGCCUGGUGUAUCCGUGUGGUGCGUGUCGGAGUGAGGUGAAUGAUGACCAGGAUGCCAUUCUGUGUGAGGCCUCCUGCCAGAAGUGGUUCCACCGAGAGUGCACGGGCAUGACCGAGAGCGCCUAUGGACUGCUGACCACCGAGGCCUCUGCCGUCUGGGCCUGUGAUCUCUGCCUCAAGACCAAGGAGAUCCAGUCUGUUUACAUCCGCGAGGGCAUGGGACAGCUGGUGGCUGCCAACGAUGGGUGAUGCUGGUGCGGUGACCCAGGGAAGCGCAUACGUUCCUCCCUGCUCUCCCAGGGUGGCUGUUUCCGUGUCUGGCUCUUGGUCCUUGUUUCCACUGGCUUUCCAUCCCCCGGAGCAGAAGUGCGGUGUCUCCUGAGGGCAGAAGAGGAACUGAGGUUGGACCGGCAGGAGCCCGGAUCGCUCACUGUUCUGGGAACUUUCACGCUGAGGUCCACAGAGAUCCAGGAAACCAAAGCCUGCUGAGCAGAGCCAUUGUUGGGUGGAUGUGUCUGGAGGCCGCGGGGUACGGCUGCAAGAGAAAAGAGGCUGGAGGAAGAUCUGGAAGGCAGGGGUACCCCUCUGUAGAUGAUGGGUGCCCCCAGCACCUGUGCCUAACACGCCUAUCUAGCCCCGCAGCUGCAGCCUUAGUUUUUGGAGUCACGUGUUAACGGUUUCUCGCGAGAGGAGUUUGGGUCUCUUCCCAUCCCUGCAGUAGCCCUUCCCUGGGCUCUGGGAGAGAGCUGUGGGGAAUAAAAAGGAUUUUCCUCUUU